CUUCGGAGCUGCGGCGGCCGGUAGCGGAGACCGCGCCGGCUCUGGCUGGAGUGGCGGCGGCAGCGGCAGCAGCGGCAGUUCUUCCAAAGGCGCCGCGCGCUCCGGGACACACGUGGGCGGUUGGGAGAUGGCGCGCGGUUCGCGACGUGGCGCGCAGAUCCCGGGACGCGGGAUGGAGCGGCGCGAGUGAGCCCGGGCGGCCGCGCCGCGGGGCGAUGGCCGUGCCACCGCUGCUCCGCGGGGUUCUGCUGCUGUGGCAGCUGCUGGCGACGGGCGGCGCGGCGCUGGAGAUCGGCCGCUUCGAUCCGGAGCGCGGCCGUGGUCCUGCACCGUGCCAAGCGGUGGAGAUCCCCAUGUGCCGGGGCAUCGGCUACAACUUGACCCGCAUGCCCAACCUACUGGGCCACACGUCCCAGGGCGAGGCGGCUGCGCAGCUGGCCGAGUUCGCGCCUCUCGUGCAGUACGGCUGCCACAGUCACCUGCGCUUUUUCCUCUGCUCGCUCUACGCCCCCAUGUGCACCGACCAGGUCUCCACUCCCAUUCCUGCCUGCCGGCCCAUGUGCGAGCAGGCUCGCCUGCGCUGCGCCCCCAUCAUGGAGCAAUUCAAUUUCGGCUGGCCAGACUCUCUCGACUGCGCCCGGCUCCCCACGCGCAACGACCCGCACGCGCUCUGCAUGGAGGCACCCGAGAACGCUACCACAGGCCCUACAGAAACCCACAAGGGCCUGGGCAUGUUACCUGUGGCACCUCGGCCCGCGAGACCACCGGGAGAUUCAGCUCCAGGUCCCGGCAGCGGUGGCACCUGUGACAACCCUGAGAAGUUCCAGUAUGUGGAGAAGAGUCGCUCGUGCGCUCCGCGCUGCGGGCCAGGCGUCGAGGUGUUCUGGUCUCGCCGUGACAAGGACUUCGCGCUUGUCUGGAUGGCUGUGUGGUCUGCGUUGUGUUUCUUUUCCACAGCCUUCACCGUCUUCACCUUUUUGCUGGAACCUCACCGAUUCCAGUACCCCGAGCGCCCCAUUAUCUUCCUUUCCAUGUGCUACAACGUCUACUCCUUGGCUUUCCUGAUCCGAGCCGUGGCAGGUGCACAGAGUGUGGCCUGCGACCAGGAGGCAGGGGCUCUGUAUGUGAUCCAGGAGGGCCUGGAAAACACAGGCUGCACCCUGGUCUUCCUAUUACUCUAUUACUUUGGUAUGGCCAGCUCACUUUGGUGGGUGGUUUUGACUCUCACCUGGUUCCUGGCUGCAGGCAAAAAAUGGGGCCACGAGGCCAUUGAGGCCCACGGCAGCUACUUCCACAUGGCAGCGUGGGGCCUGCCAGCUCUCAAGACCAUCGUGGUCCUGACACUGCGCAAGGUGGCUGGAGAUGAGCUGACUGGGCUCUGCUAUGUAGCCAAUAUGGACCCGGCAGCCCUCACUGGCUUUGUGUUGGUACCUCUCUCUUGCUACCUGGUACUCGGCACCAGUUUCCUCUUGACAGGUUUUGUGGCUCUCUUCCAUAUCCGCAAAAUCAUGAAGACGGGUGGCACCAACACGGAGAAGCUGGAGAAGUUGAUGGUCAAGAUCGGAGUCUUCUCUAUCCUUUACACAGUACCGGCCACCUGCGUCAUUGUCUGCUAUGUUUACGAGCGCCUCAACAUGGACUACUGGCGCCUUCGGGCCACCGAGCAACCAUGUACUGCUGCCACUGUGCCUGGAGGCCGAAGAGACUGCUCGCUGCCAGGGGGCUCGGUGCCCACUGUGGCUGUCUUCAUGCUCAAAAUCUUCAUGUCCUUGGUGGUAGGCAUCACCAGUGGAGUCUGGGUAUGGAGUUCCAAGACUUUCCAGACAUGGCAGAGCCUGUGCUACCGAAAAAUGGCAGCUGGCCGAGCCCGGGCCAAGGCCUGCCGGGCCCCAGGGGGCUAUGGCCGUGGUACCCACUGCCACUACAAGGCCCCCACGGUGGUCUUGCACAUGACUAAAACAGAUCCCUCUCUGGAGAACCCCACACACCUCUAGAAACAUAGGCUUGGCUAUGGGCUAUGUCUGCUCCUUCCUUGCCCUCCCCUCCCCCUUCAGAGACAGCUGAGUAACAGCUGCCCAGCUGUCAAGGUCAGGAAAGUGAGACACAGGGGCUAGGGACUA
Molecule: messenger RNA, 2120 nt
Organism: Phodopus roborovskii (desert hamster)
Lineage: Eukaryota; Metazoa; Chordata; Mammalia; Rodentia; Cricetidae
Gene: Fzd9
Product: frizzled class receptor 9
Exons: 1
Coding region: 216-1994 (592 amino acids)
Biological process (GO): canonical Wnt signaling pathway; non-canonical Wnt signaling pathway
Cellular component (GO): plasma membrane
Molecular function (GO): Wnt receptor activity; Wnt-protein binding
Source: RefSeq, a predicted model, not a curated record